UGUUCAGAAAAUUAUAAUGGUUAUCACAGAUGGGGAACAAACUAAAGAAUCAGUGCGAAGAGGAUACGUUUACGUUGGGGAUGCAAUGAAACCUUUCUUUAAAAGAAAUAUGAACGUCUUUGCGAUUGGCGUUGGUUUGGAGAAUGAGUGGGCAAUUAACGAAGUAAAUGAUAUGGUUGAGAAUCCAGAAAAUGCCAUACUAUCUGCUAACUUUAGUGAUCUACUUCACAGAGUGGAAAAUAUUACCAAGAAGUUCUGUACUGAAUUGCCAAUAUGUGGAACACCGCAUGAUGACUGCAGCGAAUUUGCUACAUGUGCUGACACAGGUCCUGGAACCUACAGUUGUACCUGUAAUGAAGGGUAUACCGGAGAUGGAAAAACUUGCGAAGAAAUUAAAAUAUGUGGAACACCACAAGAUGACUGCAGUGAAUUUGCUACAUGUGCUGACACUGGAGCUGGAACCUACACGUGUACCUGUAAUGAAGGAUACACUGGUGAUGGAAAAACAUGCGAAGAAAUCAAAAUAUGUGGAACACCACAAGAAGAUUGCAGCGAAUUUGCUACAUGUGCUGACACAGGACCUGGAACGUACACGUGUACCUGUAAUGAAGGAUACACUGGUGAUGGAAAAACUUGCGAAGAAAUCAAAAUAUGCGGAACACCACAAGAAGACUGCAGUGAAUUUGCUACAUGUGCUGAUACAGGACCUGGAACCUACACGUGUACCUGUAAUGAAGGAUACACUGGGGAUGGAAAAACAUGCAAUGAAAUCAAAAUAAUUAUGUGGAACACCACAAGACGACUGCAGUGAAUUUGCUACAUGUGCUGACACAGGACCUGGAACCUACACGUGUAUUUGAAAAGUGUA
Messenger RNA from Dendronephthya gigantea, 868 nucleotides. Its product is annotated as stabilin-2-like. NCBI's taxonomy places the organism in Eukaryota, Metazoa, Cnidaria, Anthozoa, Malacalcyonacea, Nephtheidae. The record is from RefSeq and is a predicted model, not a curated record. The transcript is spliced from 6 exons. Gene Ontology annotation, molecular function: calcium ion binding. Bases 17 to 811 code for a protein of 264 amino acids.